GGUAAUCGCGAACCGUUUCUGAUCGGCGUCGCCGGUGGGACGGCGAGUGGGAAGACGACGGUGUGUGAUCUCAUCAUGCAAAACUUGCAAGAGCAACGCGUGGUGUUGAUAGCGCAGGAUUCGUUUUAUCGCCCGCUCACGGCGUACGAGCACGAAAAUGUGGGGGCGUAUAAUUUCGAUCACCCAGAUGCGAUCGACACGAAGUACUUGGUGGAAGUGCUGCAAAAGUUGAUGCUUCGACAGUCGGUGGACAUUCCGGUGUACGACUUCGUGACGCACUCGCGAAGCGACGAAAAGAUUCACAUCGAGAGCGGCGAUGUGAUCAUCAUCGAGGGCAUUCUAGUGUUGGCGAUGGAAGAGAUUCGAGCGAUGUGCCACAUGAAAGUGUUCGUGGACACGGACGAUGAUUUGAGAUUGGCGAGGCGGUUGAAGCGAGACACCGUGGAUAGAGGACGAAGCGUCGAUGGCGUCAUCACACAAUACACGACGUUCGUGAAGCCGAUGUUCGACACCUUUGUGUCGCCGAGCAAGAAAUAUGCCGAUGUCAUCAUUCCGUGGGCGCAAGGAGAGAACACGGUGGCCAUCGAUCUCAUCGUCCAGCACAUUCGAACAAAGCUCGGCCAAAAUGAUUUGCGGCGCAUUUAUCGCAACUUGGUGGUUUUGCCGCCGCAGUUCCAAAUCAGAGGCAUGCACACCAUCAUACGCGAUCGCCGGGUAAAUAGAAGCGAUUUCGUCUUUUACAGCGACCGCAUCAUUCGUCUCGUCGUCGAACAUGGGUUGGGACACUUGCCGUUUAGCGAGCAAGUCGUCCUCACGCCGACGGGCGACCAGUACAAGGGCGUCACGUUUUGCAGCAAGCUUUGCGGGGUUUCCAUCAUUCGAUCGGGAGAGGCUAUGGAGAAUGCUUUGCGCGCGUGUUGCAAAGGGAUCAAAAUUGGGAAAUUGCUCAUCGAGCGUCGCGACAAGGAUGGGAUGAUAGCGCGCCAAGCGAGCGCCUCGGGUGACUUGUCUUCUCCGGUGAUGUACAACUCGCGAAUCCAUUACGAAAAACUUCCGCACGACAUCGCCGAUCGCUAUGUGCUGUUGCUGGACCCUAUUUUAGCCACGGGCGUGAGCGCACAAUCGGCGAUCGAUUUGCUCCUCGAGCGCGGCGUGCAAGAGGAGAAAAUUCUCUUCCUCACCGUCAUCGCGUCCACUCAAGGCGUGCACCACCUGUGCACGAGAUACCCGCGCAUGAAGGUCAUCACGUCAGAGGUCGAUGCAGGAUUGAGCGAUGAUAACAAGGUUCUUCCUGGCGUCGGUGAGUUCGGCGACAGGUACUUUGGCACCGAAAUGCCGAGCAUCGUGCAGCUCCAACCGCCCUCCGACUCUCGCAUGUU
Ostreococcus lucimarinus CCE9901 is the source of this 1379-nucleotide messenger RNA. RefSeq lists its product with no specific name. The annotation marks the transcript as partial. NCBI's taxonomy places the organism in Eukaryota, Viridiplantae, Chlorophyta, Mamiellophyceae, Mamiellales, Bathycoccaceae. Gene Ontology annotation, cellular component: cytoplasm. Gene Ontology annotation, molecular function: kinase activity; ATP binding. The transcript has a single exon. The record is from RefSeq and is a predicted model, not a curated record.